Salvelinus fontinalis (brook trout) is the source of this 3449-nucleotide messenger RNA. RefSeq names its product fibrinogen-like protein 1. The transcript is spliced from 9 exons. Gene Ontology annotation, biological process: regulation of immune response; negative regulation of T cell activation. Bases 1726 to 2829 code for a protein of 367 amino acids. The record is from RefSeq and is a predicted model, not a curated record. NCBI's taxonomy places the organism in Eukaryota, Metazoa, Chordata, Actinopteri, Salmoniformes, Salmonidae.
CCAUGGCUAUUAUUGUAAUUUAUGAAAACAUAGUUCGCUUUUUGGUUUGAAUGUAAUGUUAGGGUUAAGGUUAGUGUUAGGUUUAAAAUCAGAUUUUAUGAAGAUAAAUUGUAGAAAUAGGCGGGGUUUAGCCAUCCAAGUGGGGUGCUUCAUUUUGGUAGCAGUGAAGGAGUAACGUUAGCUAGCUACCUACUACGGAUUCAAUGGACUGCAGUGGUUCAGCUCAAACGUAAUCUGAGUCCUACUACGGAAAACACAGCGAGACACCGUGCUUCCUGCCUGCCAACGGACUUUCUCUCCCCGAUUGACCACCUCCUUCAGAUGACCACUUAAACCAUGAACUUUCUAAUGACUUGUUUUUAUAAAUUACAGAAUUUGUCUUUUUUUGUGCGCUUUGAGAUUAUUUCAAAAAUAUAAAUAUAAUAAAUUAUGCCUUUGUGGCUGUUGUAACUAACUUUAGUGAAAAACCCAUGUAAACCAGCCUUUCUUAAAGUAUGGGUCGCGGACCUGUUAAUGUUGGGUCGCGACGUGUCAGAGUAAAUGUAUAAUUAUGUAAUGAAUUACUGGAAUUGAUUUAGUUCAGUGCAACUACGGUCUCUGUUCCGUGCGCUCUCUGCUUAGCAACGGUCUUUGCUCAGUUUAUCAUCUGCGCGUGUGGAAGAUGCCCGUGUGCUUCGCGGUUUUACCUGAUCUUUUUUUUUGGAGAUCACUCCGCGACACACGCUGCAGCGCUGUGGUUCAGCAGCAGAUGAUGAUUCGCUGUCAACCAUUGAUUUGUCAUUCACACUCGCCAUCAAAUUGACCCAUGCUAGCAACAAGUUCUGACUGAGCUCAAUCGUCAUGAGAAGCCAAUACACCGUUGAGUUUCUCGCUCUUUCAUACAAACUUUGAGAAAUAACGAGGAGUUCCCUCAAUGUGUUUUGUGCGGGAAAGUGCUUAGUAAUGACUCAUUCAAAACGAACAAAUUCAUAUAACGACACGUCCUGACUGUAACGUUAUACAAAGGGAAUUAUUUCAGAAGAGGGCAGAAUGCUUCAGGAAACAGUGCUUCGACGGUGGAAAAAGAAUGGCAAUGUCUCACUUUCUCCAGGAGAGGGAAUCCUCUGCAUGCAAACUUGCAAUUUGACUGAGGAUGACCACAACACUUUUAGAAUGCACUGUGCUGGAGGCAAGCGCCAAAUUCCCAGGAGUCAAACAAGAGCAUGUUGGGACGGUAUUCAUGAAAUGGGCACAAUGAGCAGUGGGACCAACACUGCUCUCAAGUCAGAGGCAGACACUGAGGGAAUGAUCCAGACAAAACAGCAGUCAGGAGCUGAACACAGUGAAGGUGUCUUCCUAAGUCUGAACCCAAUUGUUUUUUUGUAUUUUUAAUUCGGCCUCGAAGACUCCUCGUGUUCCUACGCCACAGACACCAGAAGACAGUCGACGCAGUUCUCAGACACCCCAGCGAGAGCAGCACCGCCACUGCAUCGAUGCCAGCAUAGCUCCAAUACAGAUUCCCCCAAGACAGGCAAGGAACCGCUACACUGCGGCAAGACUUUAAGCCGAUACCCAGUGCUAGAGGCACAUGAAAGCGUGUACACAGUGGAGAAGACGUAUAUGUGCGACGCGUGCGGCAGGGGUUUUCGCAAGUCGGAAAUCGCAACAUGCACCUAAAGCUCUGUGGCACCCACAUUGGGUUUCCCUGUGACCUCUACUAGUCAGGGUCAAUAAUGCUGGUCAAUAAUGCCGGCAUCAACAGGCUUUCUAUAUGUCACCCAGCAUCAAUUGGAGGUAGCUGUAGUUGGAUACAUGGCAUCUCUACGCCAGCCAGCUCUCCCUCAGACACUUGCCUGGAGGCCUGGUCACAUCAAAUACCUCGGGGCAGAAUCACAUCAGCAUGUAAACACACCUCACUUCUGGAGCGAUCAGACCAUUCAGGCCACACCUCUGAACACACCUUACUACAGCUCACCGGCUCCAGUGCAGUGUGGGGAGAUGGUGGGGCGUCUGCAGGCUGAAAUGGAGGACCUGGUGAGGGUGAUCAACGACCAGCACCACUACAUCCAGGGGCUUCACCUCAGCCAGGCCCAGAAGCUGCCUCAGAUCCCCCAGACACACCUCCAGACUGGGGGCCAGUACAAAGACUGUGCUGAGAUAUAUAAGGAUGGGAACUCAGUUAGUGGCCUGUAUAUGAUCAGACCGGACCAGGCUCCCUCCUCUUUCAUGGUGUUCUGUGACAUGAGUGAUGGAGGAGGCUGGACUGUCUUCCAGAGAAGAAAGGACGGAACGGAGUCCUUCGACAAAGCGUGGGUGGAGUAUAAGCAUGGUUUUGGAGACAGCGAGUCAGACGGAGAGUUCUGGCUAGGGAACGACCCCCUACACUACCUCACCUCUCAAGGCGACUACAACCUAAAGAUCAACAUGGAGGACUUUGACGGAAACCAGCGCUUCGCCAAGUACAAAAACAUGAAAGUGGAUGAUGAAAAGAACCAGUAUAAGCUUCAUCUGGGUGAGUACACUGGCAAUGCGGGGGACGCCCUCCCCGAAGCCCACCCCUCUCCCAGUGGGCAGUGGAACAGUCUAGGAGCCGGUCAACAGGGAGUCAAGUUCAGUACCUACGACCAUCCCAACAAGGACGAUGAGAAGUGUAUCCGCCAUGACAUGUCAGGGUGGUGGUUCAGCAAGUGUGAGUCUGGCAACUUGAACGGUCACUACUACAACGGGUCGUACCAAGCGGUGAUGGAUGACGGGGUGGUCUGGUACACCUGGCACGGCUGGUGGUAUUCAAUCAAAUCCGUAGUCAUGAUGAUCCGGGCCUCCGACGUCCAUCCGGCUGGAUCCAACUGACCAGAACGCCAGACGACAUCGAUCCUGUUGAGUUUUUCCUCAAUUAGGAUAGGCUAAAGGUGGCGUUACGUCAUAGAGAACAUCCAAUCAUAACAAUUUUGAUGCUAAUUGAGGUAAAACAGUAAUUCUGCUCAUAGAUUAUUAAAGGAUUACAUUUAUUUUCAUCAUCAAUUGCACACCAAAAAUGUAUUUCAGCUUUUAACCCAACCCCUUUGAAUCAGAGAGGUGUGGGGGGCUACCACAUUGGGUUCCAGGGGAGCUGUUGUUGUGGGGGGGUCCACUGCCUUGCUCAAGGGCAGAACAGAUGUUUUAUCUUGUUGGCUCAGGGAUUCCAACUGGCAACCUUUUGGUUAUUAGCCCAACGUUUUAACUUGCUCGGCCACCUGCUGCUAGCCAAUAUGCAUAUGAACUACACAUCCAGCCCAAAGCAGGAGGUUUAAAACAUACUUUCUUAGUCGCCAAUGUAGCAUGUCUAACUGUUAAAAAUAACAACGUGAAUGUGACUGUUGGGCGAUUUUUACAUGUUUUUCUUUUAUAAAUAAUGGUACAAUUGUGUACUUUCCACUCAAAUAUUUUCUGAUUGUGACAAUUUGAAUAAAAUGUUAUGAUACUAUGUUCAA